Musa acuminata AAA Group (dessert banana) is the source of this 3094-nucleotide messenger RNA. RefSeq names its product TATA box-binding protein-associated factor RNA polymerase I subunit B-like. Gene Ontology annotation, cellular component: RNA polymerase I core factor complex. Gene Ontology annotation, biological process: nucleolar large rRNA transcription by RNA polymerase I; RNA polymerase I preinitiation complex assembly. Gene Ontology annotation, molecular function: RNA polymerase I core promoter sequence-specific DNA binding. The transcript is spliced from 8 exons. The record is from RefSeq and is a predicted model, not a curated record. NCBI's taxonomy places the organism in Eukaryota, Viridiplantae, Streptophyta, Magnoliopsida, Zingiberales, Musaceae. Bases 61 to 2289 code for a protein of 742 amino acids.
GCUUCGCAUAUAGCCACAAAUAGCGGCCGAGCGCCGCAGGCCCGUCGCCUCGCCUUAGCGAUGGACGACCUCGGUUGGGGCUCCCGUUUCCCUUCCUACCCCGACGCGCGCGACCGCCGUCCCGACGCCGUCAAGCGCGAGAUUCCGGACGAUGCCGGCCCCCGCCUCUUCUGCGACGCGUGCGGCGGCGUCCAGUUUGACAGCGGCGACGACGGGUUCUACUACUGCCGCCUUUGCGGCUCCCAGAGCCAGGACGUCCUCGACACCGGCUACGCGGAGGAGGACGUCUUCGGCGACGCCCAAGGCUCAGGCGCGCUCUACCACAUCCACCGCCACCGCGCCCAAAAGCACUCGCAGGACCCCGCCGCCCCCGCGAUUUCCAAGGACGCCGUCCUUCGGUCCCUCUCCAAGUCCCUUGCCGCCGGCUCCGGCGGAGCCGUGAAGAAGGAACAGGAGAAGGCGCUGCCGUACGGAUUCGAUGAUGAGCCGUCGGAGCCGAGGGAUUUCGGGGCGGGCCCCUGCCUCGACGCCGAGACACUCGCGAGGGGGAUCCGGCUUCGGUACGUGCAGGGGUUGCAGGUGAUCCUGCAGCUCCAGUGUGAAGCUCUGGUAGAGAAGUUUGGCGUGAACCCCCUGAUCUGCGGCCUCGCGGGCACCAUCUGGUUGCGGUUUGUAGCGUCUUCCAUGGUGUUUGAUGAGGGUUGGGGACAGAAGGUGAUUGCCGAGUCCGAGGCUACUGUCUCACAAUCAAGGGAUGACAAUCUUGUUGCAGAAGUGCAAACACCUGCUAAGCAUAUCAAAGCUAAAUACAUGACAGAGCCACGCAAUGCAGUUGGACGGAGAGCUAUUUAUAUAUGGCUUCGUGCAUUGAGAAAGACAAUUCCUGUGUAUUCCUCGCUUGCUAUUUCCUUUUUGGCUUGCCAUAUUGCACGAGAAGCAAUUCUGCCAACCGAUAUAGUUAAAUGGGCAUCAGAGGCAAAACUUCCUUACCUCACAGCAUUUUUGGUACUUGAUAAGUAUCUUGGAAGUUCGUCAAGUUCUUGCCCAUUAAGUUCGAGGCUUUUGUUUAGGCCUGUCCGAGUUAUUGGAUCUUGGCAAUUAGAAGCAGUAGCUGGUUCUAUCGCACAAAAAAUUGGACUGAACCUUCCUUCUGUGAAUUUUUAUGCUAUCGCAUCUCGGUACCUGAAAGAUCUCUCUCUUCCAACAGAAAAGAUUCUUCCACAAGCAUGCCGCCUUUAUGAGUGGUCAAUCCCUGCAGAUCUAUGGUUGUCUUGUAACACAUCUAGGCUUCCAACUCGUGUUUGUGUUAUGGCAAUUCUGAUUGUAACAGUAAGAAUCCUGUACAACAUACAUGGCCAAGGGUUCUGGGAAAUGACUUUGUUGGAUGCAAGUGACACCCCAAGAUGUCAAACUCGAAAUCCUGAUGUCUUCAGUUUGAGUCCUGCAGGGAAGCUUGGAGAUGCAGCUGGUGGUGCUAAAGGAUCUUGCUUCACUACAAAUUCCUCAGCAGUGAAGAACAUGUCAAGCAUCAAGAGUGCUGAUUUCAACACUAAGGAGCUGUUGGACAUUCUUCAAGCUGCACAUGAUAAGAUCAGCACCGCGCAUGAUUAUUCAAGAGACUUGAGGUCUUACCUCAAAUACUGCCAGGAUGUAGUUUUUGGUGGAAUGACCACCUCAUACGAUGAGCAGACACUAAUAGAAAGAUUCUGGGAAACAUACGACAAACAAGAGGACGAUAUUCAACAAGAGGGUCUAAAAGAUGAGCUUCUUGAUUCAAAGGGUAAGAGACAGAGAGAAGUACCUGCUACCUCUUUCUUUGAUUUCAAAAGAAGGGAACAGAGCAAAAGUAGCCAACACAUAAACAGAGAGAGAUCACCUGAUGAUUAUGGUGGUACAACCAGCAGAGAUGGUUUUGCAAACUCUGCUGAUCCAAAUGAGAAAGAUCCUCUUUGUAAUUCUUCUUUGACGCCUUCCAGAAAUGCUGCAGUGGAAAGAAUGAAAUUGAGCAUGGAGGAGAGUGGGUUUUAUUACCUACCUCCUAGAGUUCAGAAGAGAACAGAUGGUUAUCUUCACUAUAAGAGAAAGAGAUUAGAUGGAAAACUAAUUUGUGUUGCACAUGCUGAUUAUUACAUAGUAUUACGGGCUUGCGCAAAGGUUGCUCAGGUUGAUAUGCGGAUGAUGCAUCUUGGGGUCCUGAAAUUUGAGAGAAGACUUGCUUGGAUUGAACAACGGAUUGAUAGCAGCUUGAACACGUUACCUCAGCUUUUGCAUCAGAUGCAAGACAACUAAUAACUUCAUCACAAGUUAAAGGAGUUUUCUACCGUGGUCUCUCUUUCAUGAUGGCGACAAGAAAGAAGAAUACUCUAGGCGGACAAUACCAGAAAGCAGCCUUCAUCUGAGAUGCUUUGGAACACAGUAAUUUCAAGUGCUCAUGAGAGGUCAUGAAACUGCGAGUUAGUCAACCGUGAAAUGAUGAGAGAUUUACACAAUUAUUAAAGCGCACAUUGUUUCAAGGACAACGUCAAUUGCUUUCAUGCUCUCCAAUUUUGUUUCCUCCACGGACUCUGGUUACUGUUUCCAGCACCAUGGUAGAUUUUCAACAUAUGCAGCAAUGUUCCUCACAUUAUAUAUUCUUCAUCCGCUGGCCUAGUUGUCCUUGCCCAUAGCGCCAGGUUUCAGGUAAACGACACCAGCAUCCAGGUGCCAGUUCAGACUUUAUCUGCAUUCAAAAGGAAGUAGCGGCCUUUUCUUGUUCAAGGGCUGCACAAUCUGCAAAUUCGAGUACAGUAUAAGCAUGAGAUCAUCUAAAACAACAGUACCAUGGCUGUUCUUGCAGACCGUCAAAUGAUCAUUCCGCCGCACGCCUGGUUGGAAACACUUUGUUAUGGGCUUGAAAGCAAGAUGCAAAUCUCCUGUUGCUUAGCAUCAGUUUGGAAGAUACCUAGAUUCGCUGGAUGGACGCUGCUUAAUUGAAAUUGAUUGAUCAAGUAUGUAUAGCUUAGGUUUUCUCUCUUUCCAAAUUGAAAUUUUCUUCUUCUUCUAACACACUAGUUAACAAGGGAAAGGAGCAAAUGGGAGCUUUAAUUUUUAGCUA